Molecule: messenger RNA, 207 nt
Organism: Chlorella variabilis
Lineage: Eukaryota; Viridiplantae; Chlorophyta; Trebouxiophyceae; Chlorellales; Chlorellaceae
Exons: 2
Molecular function (GO): serine-type endopeptidase inhibitor activity
Source: RefSeq, a predicted model, not a curated record
UCGCCUGCGCAGGGCCCCGCCGACGGCCAGUUCUGCGGCCAGCCCGCUGAGAGGGGCCCCUGCCGCGCCGCGAUUCCGUCCUGGUACUACGAUGCCGCCGCCGCCACCUGCAGGCCUUUCCUCUACGGCGGCUGCCAGGGCAACGCCAACCGGUUCGCCGGGUUCUCAGAGUGCGAGGCGGCCGCCGCCCGCUUCUGCCAGGGAUGA